Notodromas monacha is the source of this 252-nucleotide messenger RNA. Lineage: Eukaryota; Metazoa; Arthropoda; Ostracoda; Podocopida; Cyprididae. The record is from the annotation of a GenBank genome assembly.
AUGCCAGUUAUCGGUUCCGCUCCACCGCCCGGAGAUCCAAUACUUCCAUCAGCCGUUCCGAAAGCUAUAGAGAACGUCAGAAAGAGUCGAGUGUCUUAUCAAGCUGUCACCUCUAACGUAUGCUUGAUGACUUCUCCAGUGCUUGCGCAUGUGAGUUUGUGUCGGCUCUCGUUCGAGAUGCCGUCGUAUCCCUCGAUGUCGAUGGCCUUGAUCACGACAAGUCUCUCAGUUGAAGGGGUAAACGUAAACUGA